Molecule: messenger RNA, 1788 nt
Organism: Phragmites australis (common reed)
Lineage: Eukaryota; Viridiplantae; Streptophyta; Magnoliopsida; Poales; Poaceae
Product: GDSL esterase/lipase At5g55050-like
Exons: 5
Coding region: 482-1594 (370 amino acids)
Molecular function (GO): hydrolase activity, acting on ester bonds
Source: RefSeq, a predicted model, not a curated record
AGGUGGCGACCAGCGUACACCCAGUCCCCCACACCUAUCGAUUGAGCUAGGCUCAUGAGUAACAAAAUGUCACAAACAAUUCGAUUGUGGAGGUAAGGAGUUAAAACAAAUAUUGUUCAUAUCUGAAUUACCUUAUUAGGACCUCAGUAAGAAAUUCAGUGUUCAUGUCUUCGUGGUAGGUAGUUAACUACCAUUGGAAUGAAUUUCUAGUAAGGAGCAGUAAGUAUACUUACUGCAAGGGAGUGUGUCAAUGGCAUUGCUAGCACAACGGAAUAUGACAGCUGCUAGCCCAUACACCGAGCUGGAGGUGCUCAUGAGUCUCGAUCAAUUCAUCCUGUUUGUUGAGUGUUGUUUACUUACCUCUGACAAAUAAAUUGGUGCAGUUAUAUCUAUAUAAAUAUAUAUACUUGCAUGCUCAUUGGAUGUUGUAGUAUUAUGCAACACACUGACACACUACUCUGGUCGUGACGUAACGAGGGCCAUGGCUGUGCAACGAGGUGCACUGCUCCGGGUGCUUCUUGUGGCGGUGGCGGCGAUUGGCGCCGCCGCGGCGAAGGUCCCGGCGAUGUUCGUGUUUGGCGACUCGACGGCCGACGUGGGGAACAACGAUUACUUGCCGUGGACAAUCGCCAGGGCCAACUUCCCUCACAACGGCGUCGACUUUCCCGGCGGCAAGCCCACGGGCAGGUUCAGCAACGGCCUCAUCGGCGUAGACUUCCUGGCCUUCGAUAUGGGGUUCAGCAGGAGUCCACCACCUUACCUCUCUUUCAUGGCCAUUGCUGCCAACAACAUCAGCAGUGAAAUGAUGAAGAACAAGACAAUGGCAGCUUCAGCCUACAUGACCGGAGCUAACUUUGCUUCUGGAGGCUCUGGUGUUCUUGAUUCCACGGGAACUACAAUCAGCAUGACGAAGCAGAUAGAGUACUUCUCAGACCUUAAAGACCAGAUAUCAACCCGACUGGGCGCUGGCAGAGUGUCGGCCUUGCUGUCAAAAUCCAUCUUCCUCAUAAGUGCUGGUGGGAAUGACGCCUUCGACUUCUUCACGCAGAACAGAUCGCCCGACUCUACCACACUCCAGCAAUUCUCUGAUGCUGUGAUCUCGACAUAUGAUAGCCACGUCAAAACAUUGUAUAAUUCGGGAGCGAGGAAAUUUGCAGUGAUCAAUGUGCCACUUAUCGGGUGCUGCCCUUACUGUAGACGCCAGAAUCCAACCGGAGAAUGCAUUGAGCCGUUGAAUAAGUUGGCCAAGAGCCUGAAUGAUGGAAUCAAGGACCUGUUCAGCAACCUCAGCACGGAAAUGCAGGGCAUGAAGUACUCCAUUGCCAGCUCCUAUGAGCUUGUCUCCAGUCUAAUUGAAAACCCACAGGCUGCUGGAUUAGAGGAGGUGAAGAGUGCAUGCUGCGGUGGUGGCAGGUUAAAUGCCGAGGAAGGGUGCACCCCCAACUCCAGCUGCUGCAGUGACCGCAGCAAGUACCUCUUCUGGGACCUCCUGCACCCUACCCAGGCUACUUCCAAGUUUGCAGGCCUUGCCUUCUAUGACGGACCAGCACAGCUCGUCAGUCCCAUAACCUUCAAGCAGCUAGUUGAGGCAUAACUCUACAAGAUCAGAACAAGGAUUAGGCCAAGACAUCUUUGAGCACCUUAUAUAGACUUUGUAUUAUUCUACACUUAAACAGAUAUGCUCAAGCUGAACUACCUUGCUAUUCAUCUGAAAACUUACACAAGGGUGGAAAAAAUUGUCCAAGUUUUCUGAAAAGCGUAAAUGCAAAUGGUUGUUGGUUACUUGCA